AGUCAUGGCUUCUAACGGAACCUUCCGGAUGGUGUCAGAGGAGGAGCAAGCACUGCGGUCCAAGCUUGAACAUCUGACUGUAAAGGAUCAUGGGCCUGUCUUUGGGCCAUGUAAGAAGCUGCCCGAUCACACACUGCAGAAGGCAAAGGACGAGUUGAAUGAGACUGAGGAGAGGAAGGUUUCUGCUGUGAAGGAUCUCAGGUGCCUGAUGAAAGAAAAGGCUGGGAAAGGGGACAUUUUAGCCAAGUGUGUUCAGGAGAAAUUCAGGGCUGGGCCAGAUUCCCUGCUUCUAAGGUUCAUCCGUGCACGAAAGUUUAACGUGGACAAGGCACAUGAGCUUAUGAAGGGUUAUGUUCGUUUCAGACGAGACUACCCCGAGUUGUUUGAAGAUUUCAGCCCUGAAGCAGUUCGUAGCACUAUUGAGGCUGGCUACCCACGUGUCCUCUCCACCCGGGACAAGUAUGGCCGUGUGGUUCUGCUCUUCAAUAUAGACGACUGGGAUAUGGAGGAGGUUACUUUUGAUGAAACGUUGCGUGCGUACUGCUUCAUCCUGGAGAAACUUUUGGAGAACGAGGAAACUCAGAUCAACGGCUUUGUCCUCAUGGAGAAUUUUAAGGGCUUCACCAUGCAGCAUGCCUCUGGCAUCAAACACACUGACCUCAAGAAGAUGGUGGACAUGCUGCAGGACUCCUUCCCCGCACGUUUCAAGGCUGUGCAUGUGAUCCACCAGCCCUGGUACUUCACAACCACCUACAAUGUGGUCAAACCAUUUAUGAAAAGCAAACUACUAGAAAGAGUUUUUGUCCAUGGUAAUGAGCUGGAUGCCUUCUUCAGGGAUUUUGAUGUUGAAAUCCUUCCUCCAGACUUCAGUGGGACAGGUCCAGACUGCGAUGGCAAAGAGACAGCGAUCAGGCUGCUCAGCUCUGAAGACACAUCUCUUUAAAAGGCAAAGUUUUUGACAAGGCUUUGCAAAUAGUACAGAAUAUAACUAGAAUGAUUUGUCUAAUUCAUAAUGAAAAAAUGGUAGGUUUGAGCGAGGAUGAACGUUUGGAAACCACAGAACAAACCAGAAUAUAGCAGUAGAAUGAGGUAUAUUGCAGUAGAACCCAAUACAAAGCUUUAUCAACCAUGACAGUUGUACUCUUUAUAAAUUUUACUUCUUCACAUAUGUACAGGCCAGCAAAUGGGAAAGCACAAUUGACUCAUUUACUGUCACUGUCAGCAGUAGAUGUAUACUCUGACCUUGAAUCUUCCAAUAAAGCAGACUGUUAGAACUUGUUUAGACUAUGUUGUAACGUUUUUUUGUUUUUUCUUAGACUAGUAAACUGAGGGCUGUUCAGGAUUAACAAAUUUCAUUCUAAUAGACCAGUUGUAUUCAUUGCCUAGUGUACUGAGUUUUAAAAAUAGUGG
Messenger RNA from Electrophorus electricus (electric eel), 1410 nucleotides. It is a transcript of the gene rlbp1a, whose product is annotated as retinaldehyde binding protein 1a. Gene Ontology annotation, cellular component: membrane. The record is from RefSeq and is a predicted model, not a curated record. Gene Ontology annotation, molecular function: phosphatidylinositol bisphosphate binding. Lineage: Eukaryota; Metazoa; Chordata; Actinopteri; Gymnotiformes; Gymnotidae.